AUGGCUCCUUUUCCUUCCCCAACGUCGACAUGGCGGACUGGAGUAUAUCCGUCAAUAUCCCCUACCCGCCCAGAGCUUUCUGCCAAAGGCAAGACUGUGGUGAUAACAGGAGGCGGUACCGGUAUUGGUGCAGAGACCGCUCGCUACUUCGCCGAAGCAGGUGCAUCUCUUAUAGCUCUCCUUGGCCGAAGAGAGCAGCCUCUUCAAGAUACCAAGGCUGCUAUUGAAGGGGAAUUCCCAAACGUCAAGGUUGUUGUUUCGUCCACCGACAUCACAAACAAGGUCGAAGUUGAGAACGCUUUCGCAAAAGUUGUUGGUGACAAGAAAAUUGAUGUCUUGGUCAGCAACGCCGCCAUGAUAGGCCCCCAAGAGGCAGUGGGUGAGGCAGAUGACACCAAGCUGUUAGAUGCCGUCUCGCAGAACCUCAGCGGAUCUUUGUACAUUGCCCAAGCUUUCCUCCACCACGCUGCAGCAGAUGCAGUUGCGAUCGACGUCUCCUCCUCAGCUGCGCACAUGAAUUUCCUACCUCGCUUUGCCGCCUACAGUGUUUCCAAAAUGGCAGUCUUCAGGCUCUGGGACUCAGUUGCCUUUGCACAUCCAGAAUUGUCAGUUUACCAUGUUCAGCCUGGAGUGGUGGACACUGCGAUGAACAGGGAAUCAGCGGCCAGUAUCAAAGGGUUGGAGCACCUCAUCCAAAAAGAUGAUGUUUCUCUGCCAGCUGGUUUCCAUGUUUGGUUGGCAAGUCCCGAGGCUCGUUUCCUUAAGGGCAGAUUUCUCUGGGCCAAUUGGGAUGUGGAUGAACUCAUGGCCCAAGCCAAAGACCUUGGAGCAAGCGAAAAGCUGACUAUUGGACUUAACGGAUGGCCAUUUCCGAACAGCAGCUGA
Messenger RNA from Exophiala bonariae, 885 nucleotides. RefSeq lists its product as uncharacterized. The transcript is spliced from 2 exons. The coding region runs from base 1 to 885 and encodes 294 amino acids. Lineage: Eukaryota; Fungi; Ascomycota; Eurotiomycetes; Chaetothyriales; Herpotrichiellaceae. Gene Ontology annotation, cellular component: cytosol. Gene Ontology annotation, molecular function: oxidoreductase activity. The record is from RefSeq and is a predicted model, not a curated record.